Drosophila arizonae is the source of this 550-nucleotide messenger RNA. RefSeq names its product FUN14 domain-containing protein 2. NCBI's taxonomy places the organism in Eukaryota, Metazoa, Arthropoda, Insecta, Diptera, Drosophilidae. The record is from RefSeq and is a predicted model, not a curated record. Gene Ontology annotation, biological process: autophagy of mitochondrion. Gene Ontology annotation, cellular component: mitochondrial outer membrane.
AAUAUGAAACACAAAAGUCUUAAAUGAAUUCUGAGCUCACAAAAUCGAAAACUGUUGCGGGGUAAUAAAAAUGAGCCGGCUAUCAGUGAAUACAGUGAAAUCGGUUAAAUCAACUCUUAACAAAUUGGACAGUCAUUCGGCCUACGUACAAAUUGCAGUCGGCGGUGGCACUGGCUUUAUCGUUGGCUAUGUUUUCUUCAAGGUCAGCAAGGUGCUGGCCAUAUGCAUUGGCAGUGCAAUUCUGACCGUCGAGGUGGCCGUCGAGACGGGUCUGAUCAAAAUCGACUGGACCAAGGUGACGGAUCAACAGCAUGAGCCACCGAUUGUGCGGCAAAUGGCCGUCUCGCCCUUCACGCCCAUGGACUAUGCCAUUGAUGUGGACAAGGCCAAGCAGAUUAUCCUGUCGAGUGCACGGCUCUCAAUCGCCAUAUUGGGCGGCUUCCUGCUGGGCUUUGGAUUCUCCUGAAUGGAAUGAAUUGAAUGAAUUAGCUUAUUUAAGCAGGCCAGAGCAUAGCCACGAUAUUUGUAAUACCAAUGCACAUCACAAGUA